Aureobasidium namibiae CBS 147.97 is the source of this 5190-nucleotide messenger RNA. RefSeq lists its product as uncharacterized. The record is from RefSeq and is a predicted model, not a curated record. The transcript has a single exon. Bases 1 to 5190 code for a protein of 1729 amino acids. Lineage: Eukaryota; Fungi; Ascomycota; Dothideomycetes; Dothideales; Saccotheciaceae.
AUGGCGGUUCCUGUCGCGCCCGCGUUGUCGGCGCGUCUUCCGCAGUUCCUCGACUUGAAGCUUCCACCAACCAGCGAGUCGACCCAACGACUGCUGCAGAGAUGCGUUGGCCAUGCAUAUAACGCACAUCACGAUGAAACGUUUACGAAUCCGCUGAAAAUACCCACUCUACUAUCUCUCGAUCUCCAAGAAGUUCCCCCGAGUUACAGCGACUGCCUAUACGAUUGCCCACCUGAUUAUACGACAAGCGAUGCCCUCGCGACCCUGAAUAUCGAGCCACCGUCUUAUGCGCCUCCACCGACUACUUCUACUGGUACUCCUCAAAAACUCGAGGAGCCACUUCGCCCAUCGCGACCGAAAGUUGACUUUGGAUACCGUGAGAACUUGCGCGAGCACAAGAAGAAGAAAAAGGGCGCUGCUGCGGCAAAGAACAAAUGGGACAGCGACAACGAAGAGGAAAAGAAGCCCGAGGGCGACAGCAAUGGUGAUCAGCCGGGCGAUGCUGGCGGUAGUGGAGGAGCAGAUGGUGCUGGAGGUGAUGGUGGAGAAGGAGGAGGCAAUGAUGAUGACGACUGGGACGACGGGAAAAAGAAGGGCAAGAAGGACAAGAAGAAGAGUGCUUUCAGCUGGGAUGCCCUAGACAAUGAGGACAACAAGGACGAGGAAGAGAAGACAGAGGAUGUUCCUCUUGUCGAAGAAGCUCCCGCGGAAGAAGACGACUGGGCAGGCUUCACAACCGCGUCCAGCAAGAAGAAGAAAAAGAAGGGCAAGAAUGCCGACCCCGAUCCUCCACCCGAUGAUCCGCCUCCCGACGAUGGACCACCAAAAGUCGACGUGGAUUUCGGCGGCAGCAACAGCUUCAGUUUCGGCAGCAAUGGAGCUUGGGGCACCAAGCCGGCCGAGGAUGACGGUUGGGCUACUUUCGGCAAGAAGGACAAGAAGAAGACGAAGAACGCCUUCGACUUUGGCUUCGGAGAUGCCGAUGGAGGUGAUAUGCCUGGAGAGUCUGCACCUGCACCUGCCGAGGAAGAUCCAAAAGAGGACAACAAUCCUUGGGCAGCCUUCGGUACGGGGAAGAAGAAAAAGAAGGGAGGAGCUAUCGAGGAACCCCCCGAGUCAGAACCCGAACCUGAAGUUGUAGUCGAUGUUCAAAGUCCGGAAGAGCCUGUUGAUGAUUUCACCUGGGGUAUGAGUGCCAAAGACAAGAAGAAGGCGAAGAAAGCCGCCAAAGCUGCCGCCUUCGCAGAUCCCGAACCUGAACCUGUCGCUGUCGUCGAAGACUCACCGCCUGAGCCCGAAGCUCCUCCUGUUGAACCCGAACCGGCUCCAGUGGAAGAUUUCUCUUGGGGUAUGAGUGCAAAAGAUAAGAAGAAGGCAAAAAAGGCUGCUGCCAAGAAGGGUGGAAAUGCGUUUGAAUUCAUUGCUGAGCCAGAACCUGAACCUACUUCUGCUCCAGAGCCUGAACCCGAGCCACCAGCAGUCUUAGCAGUCGCUGAGGAACCUGCUCCGCCAGCUGCUGAGCCAGAACCCGCAGACGACUUUUCUUGGGGGAUGAGCGCAAAGGACAAGAAAAAAGCGAAGAAGGCAGCAGCUAAAAAGAGCGCUUUCGAUUGGUCGGAACCUGAUCCUCCUGCUGCACCAGACCCGCCUCCUGUCGAAGACACCCCUCCCACGCUCAACGAGUCCACUGCCCUUGCCAUUCCGGAGCCCCCACAAGACGACUGGUUUGGCUGGGGUACUGCGGGCAAGAAGAAGGGCAAGAAAGACACCGAGGAGGUUCCGCCAGAAGUACCUCCACCUCCGCCCGCUGCUUCCAAGGCCGUUGUCGAAGAGAACAGCAGUUCGUGGUCUUUUGGUUGGGGCUCAUCAACGAAGAAAGACAAGAAGAAGGCCAAGUCUCCUGAACCCGAACCCGAGCCUGUGCCGCAAGAAGACCCAGUCAUCAUGAUUCCUGAAUCCAUCGACGAGCCUAAGGUAGAGGAGGACGAUUGGGCAGGCUGGGCGACCGGUAAGAAGUCGAAGAAGAAGGGAAGCAAAGUCACGCCUAUCGAGAUCGUGGAGCCUGUAUACGAUGUUCCUGUCCAACAACCCGACCCCGUACCUGCUGAAGACGCUUGGGCCGGGUGGAGCGUGGGCAAGAAAGAGAAGAAGAAGGGUAAGAAAGGCGAUGAUGUUCCUCCGCCUCUUUUACCUGCUAUCGAGCCACCACCUGUGGAAGUUGUUGAGUCUAUCGAGAUCCCCCCUCCACCGCCAGAACUUGAACUCCCUGUUGAACAAGCACCCGCCGAUGAUCCUUGGGCCUCGAUCUCGACCAAGAAAAGCAAGAAGGAUAAGAAAAAGAAGAGCUCGGGCGUCGAGGAGGUAAAACCAAUCACUGAGGUACCGCCUCCGCCUCCAGAACCCGAGCAACUCGUUGACCCCCAAGAGGCCGAACCUGAGCCCGAGUCUGUUGUCGUGAUCGAGUCCCCACCUGCUGAAGAGCUUGUCAAAGAGGUCAAGAAGAAAGAAGUCAAGACUUCCUCUGGGUGGGGCAGCAGUCUAUGGGGUAGCUCAAGCAAGUCCAAGUCUUCGUCCAAAGACAAGGAGAAGGAGAGAGAAAAGAGAGAGAAGGAGGAAAAAGAACGAGAAGCAGAAGAGCAGCGCAAAGCGGACGAAGAAGCAGCAUUCGCAGCAGCUCUCGCCGACGAGCCUAUUGACUUACUCCUCGAUUCUCAACCCAUAGUCGAGGAACCGGUCAGCACAGGCUAUUGGGGUACGUUCUUGAAGCCAACCACCAUUAGCAAGACUGUGGAGGAGCCCAUUGCUCUCAAGGGCAAAGUCGAUACUGGAGCCAAGGAAUCUGUCAAGGACAGAAUCAAGCGAUUACAAGGCGAAGCUACCAAGGAUUCAGUGGUUGUUGUGCCACCACCGCCCCCUCCUGCACCUGAACCCGAGCCAGAGGUGAUUGUCGUGCCUGAACCGAUCAUGGUCGAGGAGGCGCCAGCCAAGAAGUCAUCGAAGGAUAAGAAAAAGAAGAAAGGCAAGGAGAAAGAAUCGUCGCCACCGCCGCCAGCUACUAUUGCAAUUCCUCCUCCAACUGUCGAAAUACCUCCCUCGCUGAGCCCUAUUCCAGGUGGCUUUCCUGAAGAUGACGUCGAACUUGAUGCGUUGGCAGAUGUACCUGCUGUACCACCAGUCAUCGUCGCUAAUACUUCGGCCGCUGUAUCUGUCGAACCACCAUCGAUUGAUAUGGUGUUACCACCCAUGGAAGUGCUGCCCAAGUCUUCUUCCGACAAGAAGCUCGUCAAAGACAAAAAGUCUUCUGUCAAGAAGGAGGUCAAGAAGCCCACGAAAUCUUCACGCCCAGCAAUAGUUGAUCUCUCCGUGCCAAGUACACCUGCUGCUGACAAGGCUGUGAAGAAGGAACGACCAAAGGUUGUUCGCGACCCAACGGGAAGCUCACACUGGGGUCUGUGGGGAGCAGCACCCAAGGCAGAGGAGAAGAAGGAACGCAGGCCCAGCAAAGACACGACAACUCCGACCGUCAAACGAUCUGCCGCCCUCGGCCUCACACGAUCAAAAUCAGCACGCAAGCCUAACGAACGCGACUUGAUGGAAAAAGCCGACAAGACUUCUAGCGACGACAAAAAGUCAAGAAGAGAAAGCAGAAACCCCUCCACUCCGGCCAAAGGCAUGGGUCUCAAUUUCUUCGGUCCUACGCCUACCAGGUCGCGGUCGAUGCGACAAUCAAGCUCUGCACAGCGUCCUGCUCAGGUUCGAGAAUCGCGUCGCUCCCUCGACGUCUCUUCGCCGCCUGGCGACAUCGCGAGCAAGGCAGCAAAGUUGAUGGGACUUGGACCACGACCAUCGCUCAGCCGCAGUCAAUCCACGCGAGAGAAGCGCAAGUCACGCACCGUGCCGGAUCCCUAUGCAAUUGAUCCCGACAACACACCCGACGAUGCCACUCAUUCCGCAUCUAUGGAUAGAUCUAGCAGCCAUCGCACGAAGAGAUCGAGCCGGAGCGAUCACAAGCACGACAAACGGGAUUCAGCCAUGAUGUCUGGCGGCUUAGGACCUGCUGAUGGUGACGGAGCAGCUCCAAUGACUGCACCUGAAGACACUCCUUUUGUGACACCCUCCCGGCCGAUGCUCAGGCGUUCAGCUACCACUAGCGCCAGAAAGCCAGCAGGCGGCCUCUUCAGUAACAUCAUUGAAUCAUUCAAACCAAAACCUGUGGAAGAAUUUGCGCACCGACAUCGUAGCAGUCGUGCUUAUGACAGUGAAGAUGGUUCGGCACGUCACCACAAACAUCGCACACCACACUCUUCGCAUCGCGACGGAGAUGAAGAGCCCAAACGCAAUCUCCGCCGCGAACAGAGACGCGUUCACCGGCCCGAAGACAUUCCAUCUACGCCGUUGGACGACAAUUUGCCAACACCAGCAGCGGACAACACGGAAUCUGAAGAGCGUGAACGCAGGCGUGCAGAGCGUCGGGCCAAACGUGCUGCAGUUGAAGCGGCAGAAGAAGACCUCCGUACACGAGAAAAGGCCACAAAACGCAGAGAACGAGAGGAGAGCGAGCGCGCCAGACAAGACGAGGAAGAACAGUUGGGACGUCAACAACGAGCAGAACGUCAUGCCUCACGCCGCUCUAGCGCUAUCGACACAGACAACAAGCCACGUCUCCAUCGUUCUUCUACGGCUCCUGCACAGUCCUACUUUGACGCACGGGCACUCCAUCGUGAUGCCAAUGGUCGAGACCCUCGCAGUCCACCUAAAGAUAAGACAUCCUCCUGGGUGAACAACGUGACAUCCUCGCCUCCAUCACCCCCACCUCUCCAACCUACCAUACUAGAUCUCCCUCCCACCGACCCAGCCGCCGAGAAUGACCAGAUACCCGAUGACGAAAGUACAGCUCGCGAACUUCGACGUCGUCAUCGUCGUGAACGCGAAUCUCGUGGUGUUGAAACAGAGGAAGACCGCAAGAGACGCAAGCGUAAGGAACUGCGUCGACGUGAGGAAGAACUUGCCUUCCGUGAUCGUGAGAACGGGAACAGAAAGGAUGGAGGAGGCAACAAAGCCUAUAACAGCCUUGGCUACGAAGGUUUUGAGCCGCAGAGAACAUGGGAUGGCAGGGUGGUUGGAGGCGAAGCAAGAGGUGGAGUCAAGGAACGUACUCAGGGGUGGUUUAAGAAAGUUGCUGGAUUGUGA